Messenger RNA from Funneliformis geosporum, 2023 nucleotides. The record is from the annotation of a GenBank genome assembly. NCBI's taxonomy places the organism in Eukaryota, Fungi, Glomeromycota, Glomeromycetes, Glomerales, Glomeraceae.
AUGCAUAUGCUUACAGCUAUUGCUAAAGGUACUCUUCCUACGAAAGUAAAAGUACAAGGAUGGAAUUGCCAAGAACUUCGUGGAUUUUUGGUAUCUCAAAAGAAUAUUAAAUAUAUUGAAAAAUAUGCUAAAAUCAUCAUCGACAAUCAAAAAGUCGACGGUUCAUCUUUCCUUUUGCUGAACAACGUAACUCUUCGAAGAUGGAAGAUACCAAAUGGUCCAGCUAAAUUAAUCGAAAACUUGGUCAAGCAAAUUCUAGGUAAUGACGAUGUUUUGGUUGUAGAUAAUAUUCCUAAGAAAGAAGAAGUAGAAAAUUGGAAUUGGCAAAAACUUCGUAAAUUUUUGGAAUCGAGGGAAAUUCAAGAUAUUGAAGAAUAUGCUAAAACCAUCGUCGAAAAGUUCGAUGCUUCAUCCUUCCUUUUGCAGGACGCACAAACUCUUGAAAGUUGGAUACCAGGUGGACCAGCUUUAGAAAUCGAAAAAUUAGUCAAGGACAUUCAAGUUGCUAAAAAAAGUGCUUUUCCUACGGUCAAAGAAGUAUUAGGAUGGAAGUCCCAAAAACUACAUGAAUUUUUGAAAUCGAAUUGUAUUUUUGAUAAAGAUAUUAAAAUCAUCACCGACAAAGUACAAGAAGAUGGUUCAUACUUCCUUUUGAUGAACUCAAAAUCCCUUGGUGAAUGGGGAAUAGAUGAUAUAACCGCUAGAAAGAUCGAAACUUUGAUCGAAGAAAAUCAAGUAGAGCCAAAUACUGGGGAGGUAUCCAUUCUAAUCGAUCAUUCGAAUUUGUUCAAGCAAGGUCAAAAAAUUAUGGAGAAAAUUGUUGACAAACCAAAUUUGCGCGUUAGUUACGAACGACUCCAAUCAGUCAUAUUAAAUGAACGAAACUUGGGUGGCCCUUCAGAAAUAUUUUACUCUAAAUAUAAUAAUAAUCUCGAUGAAUUUGGGGCAAAAUAUGGAGAUCAAGGUUUUAAUGUUAACCCCAUAGAGCAAAGAACGGACAUGAACAAAGAAAAAAAAGUAGAUGUAUCAUUAGUAAUACGAGGAAUGGAAAUCUUAGAAAAUAGGUUACCCGGAAUCUUGGUUAUAGUAACAGGCGAUAGUGAUUUCCUACCAUUAGUAAAAGCUGCCUUUAAUAGAGGGUGGAAAGUUGAAACAUGGUUCUGGUCAAGAGGUUUAAAUAUGGAAUAUAAAUCUGAUGAAUUUAAAAAGAACUAUAGUCUCAACUAUCUGGAUAAACAUAUUUUAUAUGCACGUGAACUAAAACUAUCACGUGAGCUUAAUUAUAAUAUCAAAGAUAAAAAUGUUAAAUUGUUGAAGGAUAAAGACCUGUUGCAAUUAUUCGCUGAAUUGAAAUUAUUUGGAUGCUGGCGUUGGAUCAAUGAUGAUCAUUUAUCGAUUGCUGUUCAUACAAAAAAACAGUAUAAUGAGGCUGCCAUUGGGUUAGGCGUUAUUUCAAUUUUAUUGGCUAUCUUUGAAGAAGGCACUCGACCCGUAAUUAACGUUUCGGAUGAUGAAUUUUUUCCUCGACCUAUAAUUGUAAACCACCUCAAAGCUAUUUUCCAACCAGCCAAACAUCACUCGCGUUAUUAUACAGUUUAUGGUGAACAUGGAACCGGUAAGACUACACUGAUCAGACUUGCAUCAAGAGAAGUUGGUCAUGGCGUUGUAUACGUCGAUGUCCCUCAUGUUGUUAAUAAUUUUGGCAAAGCAUUUGGGGAAGCUAUCAACUUUGCAUUUGAGGAGGAUGUCUCUUAUAAUAAGCAAUUGAGACGAAAAUUGGGCAAUACUGAUAACGAAUCUGACGAUCCGAAGUGGGUGAGGGCCUUGAUAGCUUUUCAACGUGCUGCUGAAGCUUAUAAAGUCAAAUAUGAUAGACCUAUGGUUAUUGUGUAUGAUAACAUUAGUCGAUUAGAUCCAGAAACCAUUCGUAUCCUUCAAAAUGGUGCCAAAGAUAAUGCUGAUAGCCGAACAUACAUUGCAGUGUUUGUCAGCAGCGAAGGCUCGGUUCCAAAAAUAAUGGAAA